Molecule: messenger RNA, 1023 nt
Organism: Penicillium manginii
Lineage: Eukaryota; Fungi; Ascomycota; Eurotiomycetes; Eurotiales; Aspergillaceae
Product: putative mitochondrial carrier protein (Rim2)
Exons: 4
Coding region: 1-1023 (340 amino acids)
Biological process (GO): pyrimidine nucleotide import into mitochondrion
Cellular component (GO): mitochondrion
Molecular function (GO): pyrimidine nucleotide transmembrane transporter activity
Source: RefSeq, a predicted model, not a curated record
AUGCAGUCUUCCAAGAUUCAAGGUCGUCCCGCUGAAGAGGCCAUCUCCAAAUCCCACGACCCCUUAGCCCACCUUCUCGCUGGCGCGAGCGGUGGGUUCGCAACUGCAAUCGCAACCUCCCCUCUCGAUGUCCUCCGUACACGCCUCCAAUCCGACUUCUACCAACGACCCCCUGCACCCUCCGCCUCUUCCGCCUCUUCCCCGACCCUCCCAAUCUCCAAUGCCCAACACACAUCCCACAACACAUCCCGCAUAAUCAGUAACAUCUACCGAGCCGAAGGCUGGCGAGCCUUCUUCCGCGGCCUGGGACCCAGUCUCGCUGGCGUGGUCCCGGCCACCGCAAUUAAAUUCUACGUCUACGGAAACUGCAAGCGCAUCGGCGCCCACAUGUUUGGCUGCGGCGAAGAUUCAACACUCAUCCACGCGCAGGCCGCUAUCUCCGCCGGCAUUGCCACCUCCACCGCAACAAAUCCCAUCUGGCUCGUGAAGACUCGUUUGCAACUCGACAAGGCUCAAACAAGUACCGGAAACCGCCGGUACAAGAACAGUCUCGACUGCAUCCGCCAGGUCCUUCGUCAAGAAGGUCUUGGCGGUCUGUACAAGGGUCUCAGCGCGAGUUACCUCGGUGCGGCUGAGACGGCCUUGCACUUGGUCCUGUAUGAGCGGUUGAAGGGUAUCUUGCAACGAUCGCUCGUCUCGCCUGAUGGAACGGAUACGCCGACGCAACGGGAAAUCACUAGCUGGAUUAGUACAACCGGUGCGGCUGGUUCUGCCAAAUUUGCUGCUGCUUUGAUUGCUUAUCCCCACGAGGUCAUUCGUACCCGUCUUCGCCAGGCUCCUCUCGAAAACGGCCGCCCCAAAUACACCGGCCUGGUGCAGUGCUUCCGACUCAUUGCUAAAGAAGAGGGCAUGGCUGGUCUCUACGGUGGACUGACGCCACACAUGAUCCGCUCCGUCCCUUCGGCCAUCAUCACUCUGGGCGUUUACGAAUUCGUCCUGAGACUUGUCGGCAAGUCCGAAUGA